ACCAUAACAUUGGCUAUUGACAUUUGUGCCUCGGAUGCCCCUUGAUUGUCUUGCUUUGUAGAUUCAAGUUAAACAAAAGAACAAGAAAAGGGGAACUUGAAAUGAGAAUUUACCAAAUAUAAAAGUAGAAUAAUAGAACGAUCCAUAUAAAAAGUGAACUUCUUUUUCAUUGAUGAUAUUUUCUAUAACAAACCAACAAAAAAUAACACUGAUUUUCAUCGUAAUGCGUAAGAGCCUUGAGGAUAAAAAACAACAGGAAAAUAUGUGUGUGUUGUAGGUUUGAGGGAGCCAUGAAAACCAUGGCUUUGGAUGAUGUGUUGGGCAGAUCUGCUUCGUACAAGGCAUUCAUGAUGAUAUACUUGUGCUCACAUAAAUGAUAGUAUAUCUAGCAGAGUUCAUUGAGGAUUGACAGAAAUAAAAUAUCUAGCAUCUGAAUCACAGAGAAGCCAUUUGGAGCUGUAGUUUACAAAAGGAUUUCUAUUGUUGCUGUGAUUCCACAAGAGUCUGUCAGACACUUCCUUUGAAACCAGAUUUCUAGGUUUUGAUUGACCUGAAUUUGAACAAAAUCUGCUCACAUGGGAAGCUGUUUGCACAUGAUAGGAGUCCAAGAUUUCCAGUUCUUCAGCUACAUGUCAAAGCAGUUAUUGGGAAUUUUGUAUGAGUGACAGCAAUUACUAUCAUGGAUGGCUCAGGCUUAGACUUGAAAACGUAUGACAGCAAAAUUGAAUUUGUUGCUGUGAAGGAAGAAAAUACGGAAGAUAUUGAUGAGGAGGAUUUCCAGGAAGUAAAAGAAGAAAUUAUUGAGGAUGUAGAGGAAGAAAAUGCUGUAUAUAUAAAGACAGAAGACAAAAUCAAUGCAGAUUAUGAAUGUCCAGUGUCUGAAGAUGGCAAAACCAUUGGCAAGGAAGCAGAUAAGAAUGACUCAGAUGUGUUGAUGUGUGAAGAAAUAGAUCCACUAUCAUCAGUGGCAGUUGUGAAUGAAGAUUGUGAGAACAUGUGCUCAUCAGAUAGUGAUCAGUUGACAUGCAGAGAAGGCAAUGAGGAGGUGGCAUGUAGAAAAGAGGAAGCAAAAAAGAAGCGUUUCCCAUGUGAAGUAUGCGGCAAGAAAUUUGAUUUUAAGAGUAUGCUUAUACGUCACAUGACAGUACAUACGAGAGAAAAGUCUUUUAUAUGUGAGGUAUGCAGUAAGUCAUUUGCAUGGAAAUUUGAUCUAGUGAAACACAUGAGAGUACAUACAAAUGUGAAUCCUUUCAGUUGUGAGGUAUGUAGUGAGUCAUUUGCAUGGAAACGUGAUCUGGUGAGUCAUAUGGGGAUACAUACAAAAGAGAAGCCAUUUACCUGUGAAGUGUGUAAUAAGUCAUUUGCAUGGAAACGGGAUCUGGUGAAACACACAAGAAAACACACAAAAGAGAAGCGUUUUCGAUGUGAGGUAUGUACUAAGGCCUUCUUUGAUGAAGGGAAUCUAGUGAAGCAUAUGAGAGUACAUACAAAAGAGAAGCCAUAUGUUUGUGAAGUCUGUAGCAAGGCAUUUUCUGAGAAAAGUAAUCUAGUACGGCACAUGAGGGUACAUACGAAAGAGAAGCCUCAUACAUGUGAAGUGUGUAAAAAAGCAUUCUCUGAGAAAAGUACACUUAUGUUGCAUAUAAGGAUACAUACAGGAGAGAAGCCAUUCAACUGUGAGAUAUGCAGUAGGGCAUUUGCUGUGAAAGCUAAUUUAUUAAAGCAUAUUAGAGUGCACAGUAAACGGAAGCAAAAGAAAGGAGAGAAAUUACUUUAGCUUUAAGCAAUCCAUUUGACUAUCAUCAGUUUAAAUACAGGGCCAUUGAAAUCUGACACUCUCAAGCCAUGUAAAGAGGUAGGGUGGGAAGAUCAAUUUAGUGUUGACUAUCAUUUGUGAUUCUGAAGAGUGUUGUAUAGCCAGUUUCAGGAAGGAGGGAAUUAGCAGCUCAACCUGGCCUGUGGAGUACUCCAAUACCCUUUUUUAUUCUAAUUAGCUGACACAUUGUUUUUGUUUUCCUUUUUUUCUCUCUCUCCCUCAAGAGAAACAGUGAACCAAAUACUCAAGAGUCAGGCAAAUUCCCAGUUUUUCCCUU
Messenger RNA from Penaeus chinensis, 2093 nucleotides. Its product is annotated as gastrula zinc finger protein XlCGF8.2DB-like. Bases 680 to 1777 code for a protein of 365 amino acids. The transcript is spliced from 6 exons. Lineage: Eukaryota; Metazoa; Arthropoda; Malacostraca; Decapoda; Penaeidae. The record is from RefSeq and is a predicted model, not a curated record. Gene Ontology annotation, biological process: regulation of transcription by RNA polymerase II. Gene Ontology annotation, molecular function: DNA-binding transcription factor activity, RNA polymerase II-specific; RNA polymerase II cis-regulatory region sequence-specific DNA binding. Gene Ontology annotation, cellular component: nucleus.